UACAGGAAAUGGAGAAAAAUUUUACCGAAACUAAGGAAAACUGUCAAAAUGCAAGUAAUUUGCAUUUUGAUCCAAAAGGAAGUCAAGUCGAGGCUGAAAGUAUGUCCAAUGAUGAAGCUACAGUAAUGGAGAAAGACUUGAACAUUCCUAAGAACGACCCAAAGAAUACAAGCCCAAAGAAACUAAAAGUUUUGAACGACACUCGAUUGGAACAAAAAUUCAAGUAUACCUUAAAAGAAUCUGCUAAGGAUUUAGCAGAGACAACGAGUGAGAUAGGAAUUGUAAGUACGCCUCCAUUUUCUCAUGAACAUGCUAUAGACAACGAACAAGAGAAAAUUGUAGUCGAUGACGUAACCGAGAAUAAAGAUUUCGAUUCGGAUGCAAUGAAACGAUCUGAACGUCGUGGUCAUCGACGCAAAAAGAAGGAAAAAAAAUCAAAAAAAAAUAAAAAACGUAAACUUGAUGCCGGUGUGGGUGGUGACCAGUUGUUGACUCAAGUGAUAGGAACUGACAACCAGGAUUUGCUGGAAACUAGUCUACCUAAAAAUGGAGUACCUGCUAUUCAAAAAACGUCAACUGAUCUAAAAGAAUCAACUAAUUCAGCAAAGACAGAAAAACCGCGAAAAAAGCGUAAAAAAGAUGAUAAGAAAAUGUUGGAAACUUCAAAAGUUGAAGUAGAAGUCAAGUUCCUGAGAGAGGCAAUGUCUAGUUUAAUUGAAAAUUUCAACAAUUUUCAAGAGUAUGCCACGUCAAAAUUAUCUGCAAUUGAUGAAAAUUGGCGACAGUUAAAAAACACCAAAACAUCUACUCAAACUACUCCACUUAAUCCAAAGGAUAUUAAACGGCCACCUGAAGUCGGUUUCACCCGAGUCGAUGAUAACAUGAUACAUCUGGGACGUGGAGUAUGGUUAUCACGAGCUACCUAUGAUAACGAUAUCUACACUGCUGGAGCAUCACUGGCUAUGUUUGUAAAAAAUAUUGCUGUGUCGGUUUUCGGAACAGAUUACCUUAAAAAACAUAGCGUAAAAGGAAAAGGGUGCAAUAAAACUAAAAGUGUGCCGAGACCGGCUAUAGAUUCUACGAAGGCUCUUGCUAUUCGAGACAUUUACGAAUAUUAUUUAAAAACCGAGAAGAAUAUGAAAGGAUCAGAGUUACAGGACGAAGUGGAUAACUAUGAAGAUUACAUCCGGCAAAAAAUUGCGGAUCUGAUCCGACCAAAAAGAGGGUCUAAAACUGUUGGAAUAAAAAAUGCAGUGAUAAAUGGAAAGGAUUCAAGUAAUGAUUCUCAAAAAAAUGGUCCUAACAUUGAUGGAACUGUCGUGACUGCAGAUACCUCUACUUCACUCAAUUUCCAAAAAAGGGACUCUUCGGCUGAUCGAUCCUCCAAGCUUAAGACAAAAAAUCGAAAUAAAAAGAAAUCGAAGGCGACCUCCUUAUCAGAUCCUAACAUUGAUGGCAAUGCCACAUCUGCAAGUACCUCCACUGCACUCGCUGUGGCAAAAAGUAACUCUUCUGUUCGUCAAUCCACCAAGCUUUUGUUAUGUGAUGCAAACAAAACAAAAUUGCCGCUCAAGGAUGGGAGCUCUUCCUCAAGCAGCUCUUCUGGAUCUGGUGAAGAUUCAGAUUCAUCUGGAGACAGUUCACCAACUUCACCUGGUGGUGACACUGGUGAUGACACCGCAUCAGAUAAAUAA
Molecule: messenger RNA, 1694 nt
Organism: Cotesia congregata
Lineage: Eukaryota; Metazoa; Arthropoda; Insecta; Hymenoptera; Braconidae
Source: the annotation of a GenBank genome assembly